GUGAAUUCCAGAAUGGAUAUUAUAUGGAUAAGAAUUAGACAAUUAAAAUAUUUCAUGGAAUCAAUCUUAAUGAUUAUCCCUAAACAAAUAUUAAUGAAGAUGAUUUUGUUGCACUUUCAAAAAUUGGAUUCAAUCUAAUCAGAAUUUCUGUUUUUUACGAUCAACUUAUCCCAAAUAAACCAAUAUCCUUAAAGAAUAUAACAUAUAAUUCUUCAUACUUAACUACUUUAUAAAAAAUUGUCUAAUUAGCAAAUAUUCAUAAUUUUUAUGUUAUUUUUGUUGCAGAUCAUUAAUUAUUGAAUAAAUAAUUUUGUGGAUAUGGAUUUCCUGAUUGGGCAGUUUAAAGGGUAAACUUUCCAGUUCCUUAUGAUAUUUAAGGGAAAAUAAAAAUAGAUCUAUAUCCCACUAAAGAUCAAUGUGCAACAAAUUUUGAUUCUCUUAUUAAAACUGAUGACGUAGGAAAUAGUUUUGAAAAUCUCUAUAAGAAUGUAAACAACUUAACUGAAUACUUUGGAUUAUUUUGGUAAAAAAUAGCAGAAUAAAUGAAGAAUGAAGAUAAUGUUGUAGGAUAUGACCUUCUUAAUAAUCCAUCAUGUGGUAAUUAUUAUAAAGCAUACUAUUAAUGUAUUUGGCCAGGAUGGAAUAAUAGAUAAAUGAUAAUGCCUUUUUAUUAGAAAAUCAAUUCCUACAUUAGAGAAGUCGAUAAAAAUAAAAUUGUAUUCUAUUAGACUUAAGAUACUGAUUUUAUUGGAUCAGGAUUUGAUAAUAAUAUAAAUGGAUCUGAAUAUCAAAAAAAAGAAUCCUAUAGUUAUAGGAUUACCUAUUAAUCAUAGUAUUUCAAAUAAUUUGCUAUUAAUUGGAAUUACUUUUCAAUGUGGCUAGAAUUCCAUGUUGGUUAACAUGCCUAAGUCUCAACAUUUCUUGCUGAGUUUAGUGGUAAUGAUGAUUAUUUAAUAAGCAGAAUUCUUAAUAAUGCUGAUUCAUUCAAAUCUUCUUGGUAAUAAAUAUAUUUUAAAUUAUUUAAGGACGUAUAAGGGAACCAUAGCUUAAGCACUGAAAUUGGAUUCAUUAAAUAGACCAUAUGCUUAAUCAAUUUGUGCUGAAAAAGUUUUCCAUCAUCAAUACGAUUCAAUUAAUCAAAUAUUUAAAUUGUAAUUCAUAAUUAAAAAUGAAUGCUCUACACUUUUAUUUAUACCUUUUGAUUAUGGAUAUUCAUGUUCUAAUUGCAUUUUGAGAUUAUACGAUAAAAGAAUUUUUGAAAUAAAAAUGACAAUAAAUUAAGAGUAAAAGUUAGUAAAUUUAAUUUUAUGGAAGAAAAAAGUUUGA
This is a messenger RNA of Paramecium sonneborni, 1326 nucleotides long. NCBI's taxonomy places the organism in Eukaryota, Ciliophora, Oligohymenophorea, Peniculida, Parameciidae. The record is from the annotation of a GenBank genome assembly.